CAAACAUGUCUUAACCGAAGACAUUGUGCACCGGGAGGUGACCCCUGACCAGAAGCUUCUGUCCAGGAGACUCCUGACCAAGACCAACAGGAUGCCACGGUGGGCAGAGCGACUAUUUCCUGCCAACGUCGCUCACUCGGUGUACAUCCUCUAGGAUUCUGUUGUGGACCCACAGAAUCAGACCAUGACCACCUUCACCUGGAACAUCAACCACGCCUGGCUGAUGGUGGUGGAGGAGCGGUGUGUUUACCGUGUGAACGCCGACAACAGUGGCUGGACCGAAAUCCGCCGGGAAGCCUGGGUCUCCUCUAGCCUGUUUGGUGUCUCCAGAGCUGUCCAGGAAUUUGGUCUUCCCUGGUUCAAAAGCAAUGUGACCAAGACAAUGAAGGGCUUUGAGUACAUCUUGGCCAAGUUACAAGGUGAGGCCCCUUCCAAAACGCUUGUUGAGACAGCCAAAGAGGCCAAAGAGAAGGCAAAGGAGACAGCACUGGCAGCUACCGAGAAGGCCAAGGACCUGGCCAGCAAGGCCGCCACCAAGCAGCAGCAGCAGCAGCUCGCAUAGCUCGCUUCGGCUCCCUUCCUCCGAACCCGAGUAUUAAAGAUGGACCUGCAGCCCUCUGUGCUGUCUGGGUGGUGGGGCAGGAGCUUGGCCACAGCAGCAUCUGC
This is a messenger RNA of Psammomys obesus (fat sand rat), 666 nucleotides long. Its product is annotated as PRELI domain-containing protein 1, mitochondrial-like. Gene Ontology annotation, biological process: phospholipid transport. The record is from RefSeq and is a predicted model, not a curated record. Gene Ontology annotation, molecular function: phosphatidic acid transfer activity. NCBI's taxonomy places the organism in Eukaryota, Metazoa, Chordata, Mammalia, Rodentia, Muridae. The transcript has a single exon. Gene Ontology annotation, cellular component: mitochondrial intermembrane space. Bases 185 to 562 code for a protein of 125 amino acids.